Molecule: messenger RNA, 2310 nt
Organism: Anopheles nili
Lineage: Eukaryota; Metazoa; Arthropoda; Insecta; Diptera; Culicidae
Product: annulin-like
Exons: 5
Coding region: 1-2310 (769 amino acids)
Biological process (GO): peptide cross-linking
Molecular function (GO): protein-glutamine gamma-glutamyltransferase activity
Source: RefSeq, a predicted model, not a curated record
AUGAUUUUACUAAUAGAUAUGGUGGAAGUACCGCAUACAUUACCGUUCGCUUUUUGGCAAAAAGACCAGGAUAACGAAAAUCAGAUCGAAAAUGGGGAAUUAACCGAGUUAACGAUCGAAAGAAUCGACGCGUGUUUGCAAGAGAAUGGCAUCAACCACCGAACGGAUAAAUUCGAGCUCAUGAGCACACCUCGCGCCAAAGGCAAACCAUCACAGCUGGUCAUACGCAGAGGACAGGAGUUCCUUAUCAAACUCAUUUGCAACCGACCGAUCAAUCCAAAGGUGGAUUCACUUUCCUUCGUGCUAUCCGUUGAUCCCAUUGCUGACGAAUGGAUCAGCCACGGACAUGGAACAGUCGUUUACAUGCUUCUGCAAACAGCGGAUAACGUCGAGGAGGAUCACGAUUCCGAUUGGAAUGCCAAGUUGUUGGGAGUGAAUGAGCUCGAAAACGACUGUGCGGAACUUUUGAUUGCAAUAGCAACAUCACCAAACGCCUCCGUUUCAAAGUGGACUCUCACGGUGAAUAUCAAAUCCGAAGCGUCAGAUCAGAGCAACAGUUUCCAGUUGGAUCAACCAUUAUAUUUGCUCUACAAUCCAUGGUGCGAAAAAGAUCCUGUCUAUCUGGAAGAUGCGGAUAAGCGCAACGAGUAUGUCCUCGAGGACAUGACCAUGAUAUGGAAAGGAAACGAACGUAGUUUCUAUCCGCGCAAAUGGAAACUCGGUCAGUACGAAGAAAAUGUCCUGGAUUGUGCGUUCUGGUUGCUAGGAGAUAUCGCCCGUUUGUCCGCAACUUACCGCGGAAAUCCGAUCAAAGUGUGCCGCGCACUGUCUGGCGUUGUCAACAGCAACGAUAACUAUGGCGUAGUAACUGGCAAUUGGAGUGGAAACUAUAGUGACGGAACAGCACCGACUGCCUGGACUGGAUCAGUGAAAAUCCUGCAGGAGUACUAUGAAACGGAGCGCUCCGUGCAAUACGGUCAAUGUUGGGUGUUUGCUGGCGUGUUGGGAACACUCUGUCGCGCCCUGGGAAUACCUUGUCGAAUCGUCACUAAUUUCUCUUCCGCCCAUGACACGGAAGCGUCACUUACGGUCGAUGUGUACUUAGAUGAGGAGGGUAACGUCAUGAAAAGUUUCUCACGCGACAGCAUCUGGAACUAUCAUGUGUGGAAUGAGGUUUGGCUGAAGAGGCGGGAUCUCGGAACCGAUGCGUAUGAUGGGUGGCAGGUGAUCGAUGGAACACCGCAAGAAUUUUCCGACGGAGCGUACAAGUUGGGACCUGCUCCGGUUGAAGCGGUCAAAAAUGGCCUCGUGAAUAUGUUGUACGAUUGUGAUUUUGUUUUUGCUGAAGUGAACGCCGACAAAGUGUUCUGGAGGUACCGUGGACCCAGCAAGGCACUUAAACUCAUCCAAAAGGACACCACCGGGAUAGGACAGUUCAUCAGUACGAAAGCCAUUGGAGUGGACGAGCGAGAAGAUAUCACCCAGAACUACAAAUGUGGUGAACAAUCCUCGGAGGCCAAGAUCACCAUGCUGCGAGCGUUAAAACUAGGACAAAGCUGCUUAACUAAGCACUACUUGAAGUUGGUUAAGGUUGACGAUCGAUCUUCUAUCAAACAUCAAGGACGCGACGUAGAGUUUGAGCUCGAGCUAAACGAUCAGGCACUGGUCGGGGAGUCGUUUAACAUUGCGCUACGAAUUAGGAACAUUUCCUACGACGAAUCGUACUCGAUAAGUGGCCGAAUUCACUUGAACCACAUUCUUUAUACUGGCAAAUCCAUUAAAACCAUCGCUAGUCAACCGUUUUCGGUUGUUCUAGAACCGAAUGCAGAGGAAUUGGUAGAAGUACCGGUGGCUUUUGAUGAUUACUACGAGUCGGGGAUGGAUGAGGCACUCUUCAAGGUGACGAGCUUUGCAAACAUCGAGGGUGCGGAUUAUGAGUAUUUUUCGCAAGAAGAUUACAGUCUCCGCAAACCUAAUGUACAGCUUCAGCUCGGCGGUGAGCCAAUGUUGCGAACAUCGCUUAAAAUUGUCGCCGCAUUUUACAAUCCACUGCCAAUACCAAUUUCCAACGGAAUGUUCCGUAUCGAGUGUUCUGGCUUAUGCAAAAGCCUAAUCAUACCGAUUGGUUCGAUAGAUGCCCGGGACAGGUGUGAAGUUACGUUUUUGAUUGUGCCUUCGUUUGUGGGAAAUACUCAACUAUCGGCUAAAUUUCACUCGAGUGAACUAAGUGAUAUUGAGGGAUCGGUCAGCUUUGAUGUAGCGGAGCGAGUUGAAAAUGACACGCUACACGAAGUUUUAUACUUUUCUUAA